UUGAUUAAAUUUACGUCUGGAUUCCUGGCUUCAAAAAUGGCGGGUUUAGCUAUUGUUUUGGAUCUAUUACGGAAAAAUUCCGUUCUCAAUACACAGCAGAGUCUCCACUCCUGUGGCGCUUUCUCGGCCGCCGCCGCUGCCGCUGCCGGAACCCCUUUCGCGUACAGAGCUUUCAUAGGUAAUUACAGGAUUCCCAUAGCUCAUUGCGAUGCUGGUGUGGAUGCGACUGAGGAGGACUACUUCUCAAAUCUACAGAGUGCAUCAACGAAAAUCUUCGAGCACGAGUCUCUUCAAUACAGUACAAAGGAGUACAACCUCGAGUUAAAGCCACUAUUCUCGGCUUUUCAAUGGAGGAUGCUUGGUAUGACAACCUUGAGGUCGUUUUUGAUGUUUUAUUUGCCUCUUUUGGAGCCUCAUGCCAAGUUGGAAGACGAGGACGAUGACGAUGACGAUUUUCUAGAUGAUGCUCAAGAAGAGAAGCAUGUCGAUCUAGUUUUGCCCUUUAAAAAGUCCAUCAAGCAAAUCUUUCGUGAGACUACCGUCGUCACAACGAGACGUGUUUUGGAACGAAUUGCUGUUCACUAUGCUUCGCAGAGAAUAGCAUGGAAGCUUCUUAAAGAUGUUCCCAAAUCUGCUGUUCGUAAGGCUGGACGAGGACUGUCUACUCCGAUCUACUUCUUCCGAGUUAGUAGGACAACUUUCAGAGGUCACGCUCUAGGAGUUGCAGCUUCAUGGCUUGUCCAAGUCGGUAUCGAAAUUUACCGAUACAUAUCAGAGAAAAUAAAAUCCGAAGAAGACAAUAUCGUUAACAAGACCGAGAAACUAGUACUUCUAAGGAAGAAGAUUGCAGGCGCUACUCUUCGGUGUAGCUCGUCGCUAGUUUUUGCUUCCAUUGGAGCAGGUAUCGGCGCCACCCUCUUCCGCCCAUCAGCUGGCCAGUGGAUCGGAUGUGCCGUGGGGGACUUGGCAGGGCCUGUUGUUGUGACAGUUUGUCUGGAGAAAGGUUUGAACUUGGAUCUUUAGGUUCUGUUCUAGAGUUUAAUGUGCUGACUGAUUCUUUGAGCAUUGUGGCUAUUUGAACAAGUUUUAAGUAUAUGUUGUUAGCCACAUGAAUGUAAAACAGAUAUGAAAUGAGAAUUUAUUAAUUUUACCUUAAUUGGUGUGAUAAGUAUGUAAA
Cucurbita maxima (winter squash) is the source of this 1177-nucleotide messenger RNA. RefSeq lists its product as uncharacterized. The transcript is spliced from 6 exons. The record is from RefSeq and is a predicted model, not a curated record. Lineage: Eukaryota; Viridiplantae; Streptophyta; Magnoliopsida; Cucurbitales; Cucurbitaceae. The coding region runs from base 37 to 1023 and encodes 328 amino acids.